Molecule: messenger RNA, 1951 nt
Organism: Trematosphaeria pertusa
Lineage: Eukaryota; Fungi; Ascomycota; Dothideomycetes; Pleosporales; Trematosphaeriaceae
Exons: 1
Coding region: 307-1470 (387 amino acids)
Source: RefSeq, a predicted model, not a curated record
AUACUGAAUCAGCCCUUCUGGUUAUCCUCAAAGUUUCGCUUCAUCCGACGUCCUCAUCUCGAUCACGCCAUCUACUCGUCAAUCCUCCUUCACUUCAAGAUGGCUGAGAAUCUUCCAUCUUUCGACGUCACCGCCAAUCAGAAGGUGGGGCUCUUAGGGCCAGACAUCAAUCCACCUUCACCUUCUCAUAUCUUUAUAAAGCCAGGACUCACCCCCCAAUUGUCAAAUUUCUCCACCACCCAACGUCUCCACCUAUCAACGCGGCUAUUGAAGUUCAACGAGAUUCGUUACCCCUGAACGUCAAACAUGUCGAAAGCAAUCGAGAGGCCAAAGACCCCGCCGCCAUUGGAGCAUAGGCACGCUCAACUGCCUACUCCUCCGCUAACCGGGGGUUUUGCCAAGGCUGUCAACUUCUCGAUAUCGAGACGUCUCGCACGCACCGAAGGGAGUGAGGAGACCCUCGUCGACUUCUUCCAGAUCAGGGACGACUGUUACGGGGUCGCGGUCUCGGAUGAUAGCUCAGCACGAUCUAGCAGUCCGUCAGGUGUGGAGCUGUCAAGCGCUUCUACUACGGUCACCGUGCUAGAGAAACACGAUCCCUUCCCUAGCUUCGCGAUCGCCAACGAUGCACCUUGCACGUCUGAGCCAUUCCCCUUUCUGAAGCUCCCCCUCUCCGUCCGCAACCGCGUUUACGAAUUUCUUCUGGUCAUACCGGCCCUCAUCUGCAUGCGCCAAAAGCACACCUCGUACCACAACGAUAAGGGAGCGUAUCUGUCUGCAGAGCAACGCGAGCUGCUCCCCGGUAUCGCGUAUGCUCUUCCGCAACUCACCGUCGGCGGGUAUAAGUUCCGUUUCACUCGCUUUCACCACACGAACACCUGCAUUCUGGGAGUUUCAAAAGAAGUUCAUGCAGAAGCGAAAGCGGUAUUGUACGGUCUGAAUGACUUCGAGAUCGGCUGCCCGAAUAUGGAGACUUCACCGGCUGCGAACUUCAAAGUGCCUCUUUUCCCUCGCAAUUGUCAGCGACUCGUGCGCAAACUACACAUUCGUGUGCGCGCUUGCUACCCGCUACAGUGGCUCCUCAACGGCGGAUACGCAGAGUUGAAGGAUGCGUACCGCGCGCUAGAGACCCUCACUCUUAUUCUCGAGGUGCAAGAUGCGAAGAAGGGCUUCGGCAGGCGCUGGACCAAGAAGGAGGGAGAGAAAUGGGUGGUGUACGUCAAGCGGCUUAACAGUGCAUUGGCCGUGGAGUUCUUCGGCUCGGCCGGCAAGAUCAAGAACGUCCCGCUUUGGAUGGACCUGCGGGUCCUCUUCGAUGGAGAGAAGUACCACGACACCUCCGAGCUGGAGCGAGGCAGCACAGGUGGAGGCGGGUUGAGCAACGACAGCGCCGAAGAGAACGCGAAGCGGCUAGCUCUCAAGCGCGGUCUCGUCGAGGCCUUUGAGCUUUUCAAGCGAGGUAGCCAUUAAGAGCUCGAGCUGCUCCCCGCCACAAUUUCUGGGUGAAAGCAACCACGACAACUUCUUCAGCGGCGCCUUCACUUACGACUCCCUGCUCCCACCUUCGUAUUUCACGAAUUAUACCUCGUUUCACCGUCCGUGUCCCGGUUCUAGACGACGCUUCAUGAGUGUUGGGAUAGUCCUGGAUGACCCAUCGCUCAGUUCGUAGUCCAUCGAUGUCCUCCUGUUGAUGGCACAACUAUAUAUUAUCUAUGAGGUCUGAGCAUAUAUUGAGAUAGGCAUCUGACGCAUAUAUAUAUCUUCUUUGCGGCCAUAAUUCUAGGAUUGGGGAUAUCGCGAGGGUACGUCAUUCAUUCACUGAAUUGGACACAGGCGUAGCUUAGCACUCUCUGGAAAUUCGAAAAGUGUAAAAAUGUCCAAGUCUUUCUCGGGCGACACUUUAUAAGUGGACGUCGAAUGUUCCAUGAGAACUUUGAGAAACAUGACUAGA